Molecule: messenger RNA, 2694 nt
Organism: Medicago truncatula (barrel medic)
Lineage: Eukaryota; Viridiplantae; Streptophyta; Magnoliopsida; Fabales; Fabaceae
Exons: 3
Coding region: 232-2538 (768 amino acids)
Source: RefSeq, a predicted model, not a curated record
AAAACUAAUAUAAUGGUAAGAUGGUGAUUUUGAUUGUGCUAUAAGUCUAUGACUCCUUUGGCCAAUCUUUCUUGUUUAAGUUGUUUUCAUUAAAAAAAUUAAUGUAAAAGUUGAGUAAAAGAUAACCAAUUUAUAGAAGAAAACACUCUCAAGUCAAUUCCUAAGUAGCCUUCUCUUUUUAGCAGUACAAUGCAAUUUGAAGACAACAUAGUACAAAACAAAUAAUCUAGGAUGCUGGUUACAAUUCUUAGCAGUUUAGCUUUGACACAGAGGAGAGGCAUGAUGCAUAUUUUUCCAGAAAGUUUACAGAAAUUUUGGAGCAAUUGGAAUCUUCGUUUUAUGGUUGUGUUAAGCCUCGGCAUCCAAUGCAUUCUCUUAUUGUUUGGAAACAAGAGAAAGUUCUACACAAGCAUCUAUCUUAGAAUCAUACUAUGGUCUGCUUAUUUGUUUGCAGAUUGGUUUGCAACAACCUCACUUGGUGUUCUUUCAAGUAAAGAGGGAGAAAACAAAGAUGAUUUUGUGGAACCAAAGUAUGUCAUUAUCGCUUUGUGGGGUCCACUUCUUCUCAUUCACCUUGGUGGUUCUGAUACUAUUACUGCUUACUCUAUGGAAGACAAUGCACUUUGGAGUAGGCGUUUGGUUACUUAUAUCGGACAAGUUGUGGUUGCAUUUUUAACCUUUCUUAGAUCAUGGACAAAUGCUGAUCUUAACAUUUUGGCAGUACCGAUAUUCAUUGCCGGUUUUAUCAAAAUCGGAGAAAGGAUUUGGGUUUUGUGGUGUGCAAGUAGCCAACAAUUCAAAGAGUCUUUGUUUCCUGAUCCCGAUUCAGGGCCUAAUUAUGCAAGAUAUAUGGAAGCAUACAAUUCAGCUUCUUAUGAAGGGUAUGAUGUUGAUGUACAAGGCCUGAUUCAAACUCCUGCAGCUGGUGGUACUGGUGUUGAUCAUACUCACGCACCUUCGCAAGGUGACAUCAACAUCCCAUUGCCAGAAACUGAUCAUGACAUAUAUGGUCCUGCAAUAACUGUAAGAAAAGCACACAAAUUCUUGAAGAUUUCUAAGCUUCUGUUUGCAGAUCUCAUCUUGAGUUUUCAAGAUGUUUCGGAAAGCAGAUCUUCUCUAUUGAGUGGAAAUGGAAAGAAAGGGUUUGAAGUUAUGGAAAUUGAGCUUGGUUUUAUGUAUGAUGUGUUCUACACAAAGGCCGCGACUGUUUAUUCUUUGGUGGGUUGUUUUCUUCGUUUUGUCACUUUAUCUUGUACUAUUAGUGUGUUAUCUGUUUUCUUUGUCAUGGAGAAGAAUCAAUAUCCAAAAAUGGAUGUGUUCAUCACGAGUGUGUUGCUUAUUGGAGCUAUCAUCCUUGAAAUAUAUUCAGUAAUUUUGGUGCUGUUUUCUGACUGGACAAUUCUUUGGUUGAGUAUGCACAAGAAUAAGGUAAGUAGUAAGGUAAUUUCAUUAAUUCAAUCUGUCAAGUAUAAGAAGAGAUGGUCAUGCAGCACCGGUCAAUUCAACCUCAUAAGCUUUUGCAUAUCGAAGGCUAGAAAAGAAAGACACAGCAACGUUGGCAAGUUUUUAAGACUCAAAUUUGGUUCUAGUACUGGAAAAGCAUUCAAAAAGAGAGCAGCAAAGUGUGCUCUUGCUAAAAUAAUUACAGGUGCUUGGCUGUCCUAUCAGAAGUACAAGCACACAAAUACAAAGACCGUCGAAGAUGAUCUGAAGGAAAUAAUCUUUGAAGACUUUGUGGAUAAAAUAAAAGAGGGGAUAAACAUGGGAGAAGAUGAGUUUGCGAAAAAUAUCACAAGAUUUUGUAACCAUAGGGGUGACAAAGUUUUGGAAAGAUUAAAAUCAGAGCUAAAGGCACAAAUUGAGGACGAGGAGAAGGUGGAGACAAUGAUAAGGAAAUUAAGAUGGAGUGUGGAGGUAGAAUUUGAUCAAAGCAUUAUUUUAUGGCAUAUUGCAACAAAUAUAUGUUAUAAUUCUGAAUCAGACGAAGAAGUUUUGGAAAAGGGAAGGGUUUUAAGUUAUAAAGAAGCAAGCAAAUGUUUAUCAGAGUAUAUGUUAUAUCUUCUUGUUAUGAGACCAUCUAUGUUGCCUAAUGGAAUUGGUGAGAUAAGAUUCCAAGAUACAUGUGCUGAGGCAACUGAAUUUGUGAAGGAUAGGCAUUCUAUACAAGAUGAGAAGCAAGUGUGUAGAAUACUACACAAAGUGAGCCGAGAUAUCGAUAAAGUUAGUCCUUCAAAGGUGAAAGGUGACAGAAGCAAAUCUGUACUAUUUGAUGCAUUCAGGUUGGCUAAAAAUGUAAGGGAGAUAAGGAAUGAUGAUGUAGAAUGGGAGACAAAAGAGAUGUGGAAGUUUAUAACUCAAGUUUGGGUUGAAAUGCUAGCUUAUGCUGCUUGCCAUUGUCAGGUAAUUCAUCAUGCUCAACAUCUAAGGCAUGGUGGUGAAUUAUUAACACAUGUAUGGCUUCUUAUGGCACAUCUUGGUAUAACAGAUCGACUUCAAAUCUCAAAGGGGUUUGGUAGAGCAAAGUUGAUAAGGAAGUGAAUGUAGUUUCAGAAAUGUGUCCUUUCUUGCAUUUUAAUAAAUAUAUUUAUUAGUAACAUUAUUUUUUUAUUUUUUUAUCUAGUGUUUUAAACUUUAAUUAGCCUUGUUUAGCUAUGUAUGUUGUCCUUUUUGGAAUUUAAAAAAUUCUCUCUUUCA